This is a messenger RNA of Zea mays, 1063 nucleotides long. RefSeq names its product chitinase 1. Lineage: Eukaryota; Viridiplantae; Streptophyta; Magnoliopsida; Poales; Poaceae. The record is from RefSeq and is marked validated. Gene Ontology annotation, biological process: carbohydrate metabolic process. Gene Ontology annotation, molecular function: hydrolase activity, hydrolyzing O-glycosyl compounds.
ACGGCACUAGCAGCGACACAAUAAUUAAUCAGGGCUCAUCAUCUCGCAAUCUCUAUCUAGGUCAACCAUGACGAACGGCUUCCUGUUUCGGGAGUACAUCGGCGCGCAGUUCACCGGCGUCCAGUUCAGCGACGUGCCCAUCAACUCCAAGCUCGCCUUCAACUUCAUCCUCGCCUUCGCCAUCGACUACACGCCGGUGAACCAGCAUCCCACGCCGGCGCCCACCAACGGCGUGUUCAGCCCGUUCUGGGACACGGGGAACCUGUCCCCGGCCGCCGUGGCCGCCAUCAAGGCCGCGCACCCGAACGUGGCCGUCAUGGCGGGGCUCGGCGGCGACAGCGUGCAGGACAUCGUCAAGGCCGUCUUCACCCCGACCUCCAUCGACUCGUGGGUGGCCAACGCCGUGACGUCGCUCACGGGCAUCAUCAACACGUACGGGCUCGACGGCGUCGACGUCGAUUACGAGCACUUCUCCCGCGGCGCUGACGUGAACACCUUCGUCGAGUGCAUCGGCCGCCUCCUGACGCAGCUCAAGAAAAACAUGCCGUGGAUCACCACCUCCAUCGCGCCGUUCGAGGACCCCGUGGUCCAGAAGUACUACCAGCCGCUGUGGGGCAAGUACUCCGGCGUCAUCGACUACGUCAACUUCCAGUUCUACGGCUACGGCGACAACACCGACGUCGCCACGUACGUCCAGUUCUACGACCAGCAGUCGGCGAACUACCCCGGCGGCAAGGUCCUCGCCAGCUUCAUGACUGGCAACACCACCGGCCUGAUCUCGCCGGACCUCGGCAUCAGCGCCGCCAAGGAGCUGCAGCGGCAGAACAAGCUGCCGGGCCUCUUCAUCUGGUCAGCCGACAGCUCCAAGAGGAGCAGCUAUGGCUUCAAGUACGAGAUCGAGGGGCAGCAGAUCAUUGCCAACCAUUGAUCUCGGAUCCGAAUAUCGUAUGGGGCCUCGCCACGCUGUGAUGGAUGAAAUUAUAAAAUGAAUUUAUCAAGGAAUAGGCACGCUGCUACGUGUACUAUUUCUAUGAAUGAUGAAUAAAUAAAGAGAUUGCAUGGA